This is a messenger RNA of Phytophthora sojae, 855 nucleotides long. RefSeq lists its product as hypothetical. The record is from RefSeq and is a predicted model, not a curated record. The transcript has 2 exons. The coding region runs from base 1 to 855 and encodes 284 amino acids. Lineage: Eukaryota; Oomycota; Peronosporomycetes; Peronosporales; Peronosporaceae.
AUGCACUACCGCAUUGAAAACACCGACUUGCUCGCCCAAGACGAGACCCGGGACAAGGACUCACUCUUGCUGAUCAUCGUCUUCAACGGCGCUGAGUCAUGGGGCGCCAACCGCACUGUGGCCGACUUCUUUCCUCUGCUCGAACCGAUGGACUCCCGCAAGGAGAAGAUGUCGAUCGCGUUGCUGACAUCGUCCAAAGAUGAUUUCGAGAAGGUGAAGGGCAUCUUCGCGGACGAAAUUCAGCACUAUGCCCAGCUAUCGGUAAUUUUUCGCAACGACUUCAGUCCCGAGGGUUUGACCCGUGAGAACCGCCUCGAUGAUACUAUCCAGGCGAACCGCCGGCGGAUGCUCGCUCGAUAUCGCAACUACGCACUGCUAUCGACGCUUCAGACCUGGCACCAGCACGUGGUGUGGCUAGACGCAGACGUCAUCUCGAUCCCACCAGACCCAUCUCCAAGCUGGCCCAAUGUACCUGGGCUCGAUAGUGUGCACCCACUGUGUGCCCGCGGUAACUGGUACGUCUAUGAUCUCAACGCGUGGGUGGGUCAUCGCAAGGUUCGACCACCUCUGGCUACGGGUUUCGUGCCGGGCCCCUUGAGCGUAAGAAAUAUGCAAGACCUCUACGCGGAGACGGAAGACGUUGUUCAGCUCGACUCCGUUGGAGGCACGAUGCUUUACGUGCGAGCGGACGUCCACUGCCAAGGCGUCAUUUUCCCCUCCCACUAUGUGAUUGGCAGCGAAUGGGGCGCUGAGGGCUACGAUGGUAUCGAGACCGAAGGAAUCUGUUACAGCGCACAUUUCCUCGGCUUUAAGUGCUGGGGGAUGCCCAAGGAAAUCAUUUACCACUCCGAGUAG